Messenger RNA from Spinacia oleracea (spinach), 1637 nucleotides. Its product is annotated as sorting nexin 1. Lineage: Eukaryota; Viridiplantae; Streptophyta; Magnoliopsida; Caryophyllales; Amaranthaceae. Bases 107 to 1309 code for a protein of 400 amino acids. The transcript has 10 exons. Gene Ontology annotation, molecular function: phosphatidylinositol binding. The record is from RefSeq and is a predicted model, not a curated record. Gene Ontology annotation, cellular component: endosome.
CAGAGAAACAAACGACUGAUUUCCAGUUUAAUCCACUCCCUUUAAACUUUAAACCCACGAAAAAGUUCAAUUUAGUUGGAUUACAUUAAUUUUGUAGAACAAAAAAAUGCAGCAAAAUCAGAGAAGCUCGUCAUCUGGGUCAUCGCAAAGCCCUAGAUCUCCAAAAUCUGAACAAUUUCUGUCAGUUUCAGUCUCUGAUCCUGUCAAAUUGGGCAAUGGCGUCCAAUCUUACAUCUCUUACAGAGUUUUCACUAAGACAAAUUUACCGGAUUAUCAAGGGCCUGAAAAAAUUGUCAUUCGACGAUACAACGAUUUUGUUUGGUUACGAGAUCGGCUUUUUGAGAGAUACAAAGGCAUCUUUAUACCCCCUCUUCCAGAGAAAAGUGCUGUUGAGAAGUUUCGCUUCAGUGCUGAAUUCAUUGAAAUGAGACGUCAAGGAUUGGAUUUAUUUGUUAACCGGAUUGCGUCACAUCCUGAACUUCGCCAAAGUGAUGAUCUGAGGUUGUUUUUGCAGGCAGAUGAAGAGACAAUGGAGAGAGUGAGGGCUCAAGACCUUGGUAUUUUCAAGAAGAAGCCUUCUGAUCUAAUGCAAAUCUUCAAGGACAUGCAAUCCAAAGUAAGUGAUGUUGUUUUAGGCAAGGAGAAGCCUGUUGAAGAAUCAACUCCUGAGUAUGAGAAGAUGAAACGUUAUAUCUUCGAGCUUGAAGAGCACUUGGCGGAAGCGCAAAAGCAUGCCUUUCGCCUUGUUAAGAGGCAUAGAGAGCUGGGACAAUCAUUAUCAGAUUUUGGAAAGGCAGUCAAGCUCUUGGGUGCCUGUGAGGGAGAUUCUCUUGGAAAGGCAUUUGCUGAGCUUGGCACAAAGUCAGAAGCAUUGUCAAUCAAGCUACAAGCAGAGGCCCACCAUCUUUUAAUGAACUUUGAAGAACCUUUGAAAGAUUAUGUUCGUGCUGUGCAGUCUAUCAAGGCCACUAUAGCAGAGAGAGCUACUGCCUUUAAACAACAUUGUGAGCUUUCCGAAACCGUGAAGCUGAAGGAAAUAAAUCUAGACAAGCUGAUGCUCACAAGGUCAGACAAGUAUGGUGAUGCUGAGGCUGAAUAUCGGGAGUUAAAAGCAGCAAGUGAGGAAGCAACUAGAAGGUUUGAGAGCAUUGUUCGAUUAAUGAACGAAGAGAUGGCACGCUUUCAAGAACAGAAAACCGAAGAUAUGGGGUUAGCAUUUCAUGAAUUUGCCAAAGGACAAGCACACUUGGCAAACACCAUUGCUGAAGCCUGGAGAGGUUUGCUUCCAAAGCUUGAAGCGUGUUCUUAAUUAUUGAACCCAAAAGGAAUGAAUGGGGUGGGUGGUCCGCAGGAAUGCCAAGUGCAUCUGUUUCACUUGUAAAGUAUUUUCAGAUUUUAUUUUUUUUCAUUUCUGUGUUGUAGCAACAUCUCAGAUUAUCUGGAGAUUCUAAACUCUAACUUGUAAAACACCCAGAUGAAUUGCAAACUCAGGAAUGGUGAAUUAUGAUGUGUUGUAUUGUGCACAUAGAGAAGACUAACUAACUUGUAUGUGCGUCUAUGUAACAUUUGUCAAAAUUGUGUAUUGGUUCAACUUAUGCACCAUAAAUUUCAGGAUUAAAUGAUUGUUUUGUGGCUCA